GCGGCCGGCGGGGACGCAUUGAUCCAGGCUGCACUCUAUCGGUUGUGUUUUUACUGCAGCGCAGGGAUCUUACCUCUUUCCCCGCCAUCUCCGCUAAAACCAUGGCCAAGGAAGAGAACAAGGGCAGCGAGCAGUCCGGCUCCGACUGGAAGCAGUUCAUCUACAACCCGCAGAAAGGAGAGUUCAUGGGCCGCACGGCUAGUAGUUGGGCCCUGAUCUUGCUAUUCUACUUGGUGUUUUAUGGAUUCCUCGCUGGGCUCUUUACCCUCACCAUGUGGGUCAUGCUUCAGACACUGGAUGAUUCUGUCCCCAAAUACAGAGACAGAGUUUCUUCUCCAGGUUUAAUGAUUUCUCCUAAAUCUGCUGGUCUUGAGAUUAAAUUCACCCAGAAUAAGCCUCAAUCUUACAUGGAAUAUGUGCAGGUUCUUAAUACAUUCCUUGCACCAUACAAUGAUUCCCUACAGGCCAAAAAUGAGCUUUGUGCCCCAGGCCUGUAUUUCGAUCAGGACAGAGAAGGUGAAAAGAAGUCGUGCCAGUUCAACAGGACAUCACUGGGAAUUUGCUCUGGGAUAGAAGAUCCCAUGUUUGGAUACGGCGAAGGCAAACCCUGUGUUAUUGUCAAAAUUAACAGGAUUAUUGGGUUGAAGCCAGAAGGAAACCCUAAGAUAAACUGUACUUCUAAGACAGACGAUGUGAGCCUGCAGUAUUUUCCUGAAAACGGGAAGAUAGACUUGAUGUACUUCCCUUAUUAUGGGAAGAAAACCCAUGUAAAUUAUGUUCAGCCUUUAGUCGCCGUCAAAAUCUCUCCAUCUAACUUCACCUCAGAGGAGAUUUCGGUCGAGUGCAAGAUCCACGGAUCCCGCAACCUUAAGAACGAGGACGAGAGAGAUAAGUUCCUGGGGCGAGUGACAUUCAAAGUGAAGAUCAGCGAGUAAAGGGAACACGAGCAGAUUUGUGGCCAGUUGUGUCAUUAUUAUUAUUAUUAUUUUUUUUUUUUUUAAUUCUAUUUUUUUAUCGGCCUGACCUGCUAUUCUCAGACCUGGAACCAUCUAGGAGGAUGAUCAAUUGGCACAUGAUUCAGGGUAGCAUAAUAGCAAUGUGCUUCCAGACGUGAUGUUUUAACCUCUUCCGUGCUGAACACGGGUAUUCCCUUGCUGCUCCAGCUCAGAAGAGGUUACAGCCCCUGCCCAAUGAGGCGCCAGUUUACAAUAAAAGAAAAAUAUAUAAUGGCCAUUUCAUAUUAGGGGACUUGUAUAUAGCUGUUUCCGAACAUAAUACUGGUGGUGUUCGUCCAAUUUUUGAUGUGGUUUUAUUCCAUUCCCCCCCCCUAUCCCUCGCCCCCCAAUGUAAAUGUGUUACAAGCUUAAUGUGUUGUGCUAUGUAAAUAUUUAAUUGAUUUAACACUGGUUUAACUGUCAUAUCUCAAAAUGCCUACACAGUUUUAGGGAACAAAAUGACACAAGUAAAUGGUACCUGACCAACCUGUACAAACAGUGAUAAAAACAAACACAAAAAAUUAAAAAAAAAAAA
Messenger RNA from Xenopus laevis (African clawed frog), 1530 nucleotides. It is a transcript of the gene atp1b3.L, whose product is annotated as ATPase Na+/K+ transporting subunit beta 3 L homeolog. Gene Ontology annotation, biological process: intracellular potassium ion homeostasis; sodium ion transport; sodium ion export across plasma membrane. The record is from RefSeq and is marked provisional. Gene Ontology annotation, cellular component: sodium:potassium-exchanging ATPase complex; membrane; plasma membrane. NCBI's taxonomy places the organism in Eukaryota, Metazoa, Chordata, Amphibia, Anura, Pipidae. Gene Ontology annotation, molecular function: ATPase activator activity.